UCUUCUCUACUCUCUCUCUCUCUCACUCGCUCUGUGUCUCAUUCAGCUGCAUUCUCCCGUUUAAUCCCUCCACUGUGGAGCGCACACAGAGGUGAUUUCGGCUCCCAUGCUGGUUGUUAGUGGCUAGACUGGGGCAAGCGGAGCUGGAGUUGGAAACCUGAGGGAGAGGACAGGGGAAUUCCAUCAGAAGAUUUUUUUUUUUUUUUUUUUUGCGACAGUGGAGAUUAUUUGCUUUACAAUACCUGCGGAAAGAGGACACCGGCACCGCUGGCCGCACAAUGCGCAAGAGGGGGCGUAAUAGACAAAGACCUACGCCACUACCUCAACCUGCGCUUCCAGAAAGGCUCAGUGGACCACGAGCUGCAGCAGAUCAUCCGGGACAACCUCUACCUCCGAACCAUCCCCUGCACAACCCGGCAGCCCAAGGAAGGAGAAGUCCCCGGGGUGGAUUAUAAUUUCGUGACUGUUGACCGGUUUAUGGAAUUGGAGAAAAGUGGAGCCUUGCUCGAGAGUGGAACAUAUGAAGAUAAUUUUUACGGCACCCCUAAGCCUCCAGCCGAGCCCAGCGCCCUGCUGCUGAAUGUAACGGACCAGCUGCUGCCGGGCGCCACACCCAGCUCCGAGGGCAAGAGGAAGCGCAACAAGUCAGUCAGCAACAUGGAGAAAGCCGGCAUCGAGCCCCCCGAGGAGGAAGAGGAGGAGAGACCAGUUGUCAACGGCAACGGUGUUGCUGUCACCCCAGAGUCCAGCGAACAUGAGGACAAGAGCACAGAUGCUUCGGGGGACGUCCCUCCCCAAAGCAGCCCUGCGGACGUCCGCGCAGAGACGUCUAAAGACGAGGGUCAGUCCUCUGAUAUGGUUGCACCCAAACCAGAAGAGAACGAUGAGCUCGGGCCCCUACCAGACAACUGGGAGAUGGCCUACACGGAGAAGGGAGAGGUCUACUUCAUAGACCACAACACCAAGACGACAUCGUGGCUGGACCCCAGGCUCGCCAAGAAGGCAAAGCCGCCUGAGGAAUGCAAAGAGGACGAGCUUCCAUACGGCUGGGAGAAAAUCGAUGACCCCAUUUACGGCAGCUACUAUGUGGACCACAUAAAUAGAAGAACCCAGUUUGAGAAUCCGGUCCUGGAGGCGAAGAGGAGACUCCAGCAGCAGCAGCAGAUGCAAAGCCAGGGUCUAUCCUCACUGCCCCUCCCCACCAUCUACAGAGAGAAGCCCCUGUUCACGCGGGACCCCACUCAGCUGAAAGGCAGCUUCCUGUCCACGUCGCUUCAAAAGAGCAACAUGGGGUUCGGCUUCACCAUUAUCGGCGGCGACGAGCCCGACGAAUUCCUGCAGGUCAAGAGCAUUAUCCCCGACGGACCUGCUGCAGCUGACGGAAAAAUGGCGACAGGUGAUGUCAUUGUCUACAUCAAUGACAUGUGUGUUCUGGGCACCACCCAUGCCGAUGUGGUCAAACUCUUCCAGUCAGUGCCGAUUGGCCAAAGCGUCACCCUUGUUUUGUGCCGUGGGUACCCUUUACCCUAUGACCCUGAGGACGCUGCUAACGCCAACAACAACACCGCUGCAACCACCACCAUCAUCUCCCCACUGGGCAUCAUGGAGCAGCGGCCCAUUAUGGUGAAUGGGAGGUCGGGCUAUGACAACUACCUGGACUAUAUUUCUCGUACGACGCGCUUCAUUGCCGACCCUAGCCAAGACCAUGUCAACAACCAGCAACAGCUGCUCACCCCUCACGCAGGUGACACUCACUUGGAUGGUUCGCUUCCUCCCACAACAGGCACCACGCCCCCUGACAGCGUCUCCAUGGCGUCUUCAGGUGCCACCCAGGGCGAACUGCUAACCAUAACCAUGGUAAAGGGUGCAGACGGGUUUGGCUUCACCAUCGCAGACAGUGCUUCGGGCCAACGUGUCAAGCAAGUCCUGGAGCCUCAGGGCUGCCCGGGCUUGUGCGAGGGGGACCUGAUUGUGGAGAUUAAUAAGCAGCUCGUCCAGGGCUUCACGCAUUCCCAAGUGGUGGAGAUGCUCAAAGAGUGUGCGAUUGGCACUGAGGCCUCCCUGGUGGUUCAAAGAGGUGGAACAGGUCAUUAUUCACCCUGGGAGGCUCCCAAGCAGGUUCUGGAGCAGUGGGAAUCUCAGCAGGUCCAAAGCCAGACUAGCCCUGCUCAGACCGGCCUGUCUGUUAUCCCCCACAGCACCCCCUACCCAACGCACCAUCUUCCCAGGGCUUCAGUCCCAGACACGGCCCCCAAGGCCCCACCUAAAGCAGAACUUUAUGACCUUUAUGAGAAGUCCCGUGGUGUUUUUGAGAGUAGGCAAACUGGCCAAUCGCGGAGUGUGUUAGCUGUGGACUCCACAGGGGUGGAGUAUCAGGACAUGGAGGUGCAUCUACGCCGGCAGAAGUCCGGGUUUGGUUUCCGGGUCCUGGGCGGGGAUGAGGCAGGGCAGCCUGUGAGUCCGGAGACACAUGAGAAGAUCUUAAUCGGGGCAAUCAUUGAGAAGAGUCCAGCAGACGUAGACGGGCGCUUACGACCCGGAGAUGAGUUGUUGUUUGUGGAUGGGAUCCCAGUGGUGGGAAAGCCACACAAAUAUGUCAUCGACUUGAUGCAUGGCGCAGCACGCAAUGGCCAAGUCAAUCUGGUCAUCAGGAGGAGGAUACAGGCAACAGGCAAUUCCUGUCCGGAAAACGGACGCAGCUCCGGGUCCGUCUCCACACAGCACAGUUCCCCACGCAGCGACUUCACAUAUGGCAACAGCAGUGGCCAAGCUGGCAUGGGUAACACCACGUCUGUGGAUGGGGCAGCAGCGCUGAACGCACAACCGAGCGACGUCACCAUCAAUCGAAAGGAGAGCGAAGGCUUCGGCUUCGUCAUCAUCAGCUCACUGAACCGUCCCGAGGCGGCCGCCACCAACACUGUGCCCCAUAAAAUUGGCCGCAUCAUCGAGGGCAGCCCGGCGGACCGCUGCGGGAAGCUGAAAGUGGGAGACAGGAUCCUGGCGGUAAACACUCAGUCCAUCGUCAGCAUGCCGCACGCCGACAUCGUUAAGCUCAUCAAGGACGCAGGCCUCAGCGUCACCCUGAGGAUCAUUCCACAGGAAGAAAUCAGCAACCCCCCUUCAGCCCCCAGCUCAGAGAAGCAGAGCCCUCUGGCCCGGCAGCACAGUCCAAAGACCCAGUCCAGCACUGCAGCCUCCCAGCCAAGUUCAGUGACCACAGAACCUAACCCCUCUGUUGACCAGCCCAGUCCCAUGCCCCAUCAGAGCCCUGUGACCCAGCUUCCCACCUCUACGUCUCAGACCUACACCCAUGACAGCAGUUACAGGUCAGAGGUGAAGGCGCGGCAAGACGUGAAACCAGACAUCCGGCAGCCACCAUUCACAGAUUACCGUCAGCCACCGGUGGACUACCGGCACCCUCCUGUUGCAGACUACCGGCAACCACCGACGCUGGAAUACAGACACCCACCGCUCCCGGACUACAGACAGCUCGCCACGGACGCCAGACAGUUUGCAAUCCUAGACUACCGAAUGCCUCCUGUUCAACUUUCACAGGACUUCGACUUCUUCACAGUGGAGCUGGAAAAAAGUGUGAAAGGCUUCGGUUUUAGCAUCCGUGGAGGACGGGAGUACAAGAUGGACUUGUUUGUACUCCGCCUGGCAGAGGACGGACCGGCCAUGCGUAACGGCAGGAUGAGGGUUGGAGACCAAAUAAUUGAGAUCAACGGGGAAACCACCCGGGAUAUGAUGCACGCCAGAGCCAUUGAGCUGAUCAAAUCAGGAGGGCGGCGUGUUCGCCUCCUCCUUAAAAGGGGUACGGGGCAGGUCCCGGAGUAUGACAAUGCCACUCCACGGGAUGCUCACCUCUCAGCCUCCCCAAGCUUGUCGGAAGUAGCUCCUCCCAUCGACAGCCUUCCCAUGUCAUCGCAUUCAUCCCAUCUGGUCCCGGCCCCUGACCCAGGUCACCUGUCGCCUCUGGACAUCCCUCGAGACCUGAGCAGGACGGAGCGUUCAAAGAGCCCCGGCGAGGCCGAGCUGCUUAAUCCAGAUCUGAUCGGCCAGGGGAGGAGAGCAGCCGUGACCGGCGGGAGCGUCCGAACUAAGGCGGAGGGUGGCAGGUCCAUUCAAAAGGGCGGUGGGCACAAGUUGCAGCCCACGAGCGAGGGGGAAGGUUUUAAAGAAGGGCAGAGCGGGGAGCCCAAAUCUUCCAGAAGCACCAGGGGAGGAUCCAGGGAGAGAAUUCCUGGGGACAGCCGUUUUCCUGGCAGGAAAACGGAAUCAAACCAAUCUCCUAAACUCCCAGAUAUGAACUCAAAUGGAAACAGCGGGGAAGAUGGGGAGCGUUCCAUGGGAGGGCAGCAGGUGGAUCCCCGGACCAGAGAACUGGACAGGAGCUUGGGAGAGAGCCGGUCCAGUCUUCCCAAAAAGAGCGUUGGCAGUGCGGUGGGGAAGAGGAGCGCAGUGUCUCCUGGGCCAUGGAAGAUCCCGGGAUCGGACAAGCUGCCCAGCACGCUGCGUACAGGCGCGUCCACCUUAAACAGAUAACACCGCAGCUUCGUUACGGUGGCCAAGGACGGAAUAUGUCAGAUUCAUCUGGACACAAGUACCCUUCCACCUUGCUCCUCCCCUUUUGCCCUUGUUCACCAAUCACAGUUUCCCAUUGAUAAGAGUCAAAACCGGGGGGGCAGAGUGAUCUGGACCAUGUGUUUUUAGAACAACGUUUUAUUUAUGAAGCUGUACUCUAAAUUAUUUUUUAGAAAUAUUUUACACCCACCACCUUAAGAACUGGAAAAUCAUCCACCUUUAAAAAA
Molecule: messenger RNA, 4811 nt
Organism: Thalassophryne amazonica
Lineage: Eukaryota; Metazoa; Chordata; Actinopteri; Batrachoidiformes; Batrachoididae
Gene: magi2a
Product: membrane associated guanylate kinase, WW and PDZ domain containing 2a
Exons: 22
Coding region: 478-4545 (1355 amino acids)
Biological process (GO): signal transduction; receptor clustering
Cellular component (GO): cytoplasm; dendrite
Molecular function (GO): signaling receptor complex adaptor activity; SMAD binding; beta-1 adrenergic receptor binding
Source: RefSeq, a predicted model, not a curated record